GUGUAAGGGCGCUUCAAAUACACUGUAAAAGAUGCAUAAGGGAGCGAUGCUGAUGCUGGUGAUGCGAGAAUAAUUUCACACCGGAGACGAGCCUUUCCAACGAAGAGCACGAAGAUGAUGAUGGACUUCGUAUUUAGGAUAAAAUAAGCUACAUUAUAAGCGGCAGCAAUCUACCGUUGAAGCGACCGUGUGCGACGUGAUAAGUAGAGAAAUAGGUGAGAGGGAGAUCCUGGAUCAGAUCCAUCCGACAGUCGCUGGAGGGCUGGAUGAGAAGAUUCCUGUCUUCCAUUUCGUAGGAAUCUUCCCUCAUACUGUCAACUACCUACUGGGCGCAGCGCUCUAGAGAUACUCAAUAUGGAGAGAACUUGCAUUUCCACUUCACUGCUCACAGUCUGUUUCGUUUUGGCUGUGUGUCGCUGUUCCCUUGCCAUUCCCUUCUGCCCUGCGCAGUGUGUCUGCGAAACCCGCCCAUGGUACACGCCUCAGUCAGUCUACCAUCAAGCCAAGACUGUUGACUGCAACGAACUCCAUCUGAGCAGGAUCCCGUGGAAUAUCUCAGUUGAUACUCAGGUGCUCCUUCUUCAGAGCAACAAUAUCUCCAGGGGAACCUCACAACUCCAGAGCUUGGUCAAUCUCACAGAACUGGAUCUCUCCCAAAACCACUUCACACAAAUCCAUGAUGUUGGUUUAAACAACCUAACGCAGCUGGUCACACUUUACCUUGAGGAAAACCAAAUUAAAGAGCUGCCUGAUAUGUGUCUAAAGGAUCUAGUCAGCUUAGAGGAGCUGUAUAUUAAUCACAAUCAGAUCUCUUCUAUUGGUCCUAAUGCCUUCUCAGGCUUGGGAAACCUGUUGAGGCUUCACCUUAACUCCAACAAGCUUGUUGCAAUAGAUAGCCAUUGGUUUGAAUCCCUGCCUAACCUUGAGAUCCUAAUGAUAGGAGAAAACCCAAUUCUUGGGCUUCAAGACAUGAAUUUUCACCCCCUCACUAAAUUGCACAGUUUGGUUCUCGCUGGAAUGAGGCUCAGGGAAAUACCCGAGGGAGCUUUCCAGGGAUUAGAGUAUCUCGAAAGCCUCUCGUUUUUUGAUAACAAGCUCACAGCUGUGCCAAAGAAAGCUCUACGUGUUCUACCAAGCCUCAAAUUUCUUGACCUUAACAAGAAUCCCAUCGUUCGUAUACAGGAAGGUGAUUUCCAAGACUUUCCCCAUUUAGAGGAACUCAGUCUGAACAACAUGGAAGAACUCGUGGCAGUGGAGAGGGGCUCAUUCUCAAACUUACCACAAAUGGCCAAACUGGAACUUUACAAUAACCCUCACUUGUUCUUUAUAGACCGAGCCGCUUUUCUGAAAAUGCGUGGCUUGCGCACCUUACUGAUCCACAAUAACGACCUCACGCUUUUGCCCCAUGAGAUUUUAUCUGCAUUCCCCAAUCUUGAUGAAAUCAGCCUUCAUAGCAACCCACUCAGGUGUGAUUGCCUCAACAAUUGGGGGCCCGUCCUUGGCAACCAAUCAAGCCUCAAAGUUCUGGAGCCCCAAAUAACUCUUUGUGCCUCCCCACAGCAUCUUGUAGGCCAAGCUCUUCAGGACGUGGUGUCUGCAAGUUGGAAUGGAGCAAGCAAUACCUGCCUGCCUCUGAUUUCUCAGCAUGCCUUCCCUCCGCAACUCAACGUCACCUUAGGACAGCUUCUAACACUAAAUUGCUGGGCUGUGGCAGAUCCAGCACCUCAGUUUUACUGGGUGACACCCACCGGUGACAAAGUCACUUCUGAAGCUGUUUCCCCAUCCUCAAACGAGGGUGGAGGUACACCGAAGAAGCACCGGAUGCAAGACCAAGGUGCUCUAGAGAUCCCGCACAUUGAGCCUGAAGACACUGGUCUCUACACGUGUGUUGCUUGGAACGCAGAGGGAGCCGAUACCCGUAGUGUCUCUGUGAACGUGGAUAAGAGAAGCUGGAAUGGUGCACACCAUUUUGGAGGACAUCAUGGAGUGGUGAACACCACAGGAUCAUUGGUAAUCUUUGCAAAAACUGUUCAUGCCCAGUCUGUCGUUCUCGAAUGGAAGAUGCACCCAUAUGCCAUUCCUUCCAACCAUGAGGCAGCACAACCCAAGUGGCUUAGUGCUACUGUAAAGAUCGACAACCCACAGAUCAGCUACACUGCGAUGGUCCCCGUAGAUGUCCAAGAGUACAACCUCACACACCUUCUACCUUCCACAGAGUACCAGGUUUGCCUGACUAUGGCCGGCACUGAGCAAACCCAGCACUCUUGCAUCAACGUGACCACCAAAGAAGCCAGCUUUGCUGUAGAGAUGGUGGCACAGCCGACCAACGUAGCCCUGGCCGCAGUCAUGGGCUCAAUGUUCGCCAUCUGCAUCAUGGCUCUGUUGGUUUUCUACAUGGGACGGCGCAUGAAACAGAAAUCUUGCCAUCACUCACUUAAGAAAUACAUGCAACACACCACUUCCAUUCCUCUGAAUGAACUCUACCCGCCCCUUAUUAACCUCUGGGAGAAUGAGACGGAAAAAGAGAAAGAAGGUGCCGUUGACCCUCAAAACUCACAGAUAGACACCUCAAAAACAUAUAUGUGGUAGCUGCACAACAGAAAGUAGACAGAAGAGACAUUUCAACAGUAUAUAUAUAUAUACUGUGUUGUACAUACAUGACAAGUAUGUAUUAUUGAUUUGUCAUUGUGAAAGAUACAUGUAUUUUUAGAUUGUACCCUUCAAUGCCAAGCACACUUGGUUGCAGUUGUGAUUGUUAGACGACCAACAGACGUGGGGAACAAAACACAUCCUAUGCUUUUGCAUUGCAUUGUAUAUUCUGAGACAAUUUAAUUCAACGUUAAGCAUGCAGAUGUGUUAAUAAUUCAUAUAAUUUAUUCAUUCUAUAUCAGCACUAAGCAAGCUAAUACACACAUCACACUAUUUAUAUCGCCUCACAUCAAGCACAGUCACACGAUAUCAGUUUUUGCAUGUACUUUUGCAUGAAGUUUUGGUGCUAACAGGGUGAGGUUUUUCCUAGUUUUCUCACUUCUAAAAAUACACAGGUGUGAGAAGGUGACAUACGCGCUCUCGUUCGUCUUCAGCUCGUCACAUUUUAUCACCUGCAUUGUAAUGAAAAUAAAACCCAAACCAAACCUGCCAGGUGCUACAAAGAUGCUGUUUCUGCAAACUAAUUAGCUGUCAUAUGUAAUUAAUAUCGGGAACACAACUGCGCAGCUGUGCUUAUGUAUUCCUGCAUUGUUGAAUCACUAUUUACUGAAGAGUGUGCGAAAAUGGCUCUGUUUAUUAGCACUGACUGGAAAUGUAUUUCAGAUUUGAUGGAAAAAAAUAAUCAUUAGCCUAUAAUGACAUUUACUAGCAGACACUCGCUAUUGCUAACAAUGAUGGGGCCAUUUUAUGCUUUGCACCUCAUCAUGUGCUUGGCGUUUUGAUUACCGAGAGAUUGCUUCAGUUCUCAGUUAGACAUGUUGCCAAACUCAAUAUUCACACCAUUCAGUCAGUCUGUAUAGCGGUGUAUUAGGUAAGUGUGUGUGGAGAAUGAGAUAAAAAAUUGAAUUAAUGUUGUUUUACUCCUGACGUAGGUUAAUUAAUCUUUGAAAUACACAUGCCACCCUGAAAAUACAGUUUUGUAAAGAUUUUGACGUUUAAUAUGUGCAUCAUGUUUAUCAAUACAAAUGUUAUGCAAGACACAUACUCAUAUCUCAUACAACGAUCUAGAUAUUGAUCAAAUUUAACCAAAUUAUUUUUGAUUAAAAAUAAGUGUUCUUUAAGGUGCACUCAGUAAUUUUCAUCACAACUUUGCAGCCGUAACCAUUAAAAUUAGAUUAAAAGCCUAAUAAAACUGCUUUAUUAUACAUGAAUAUCACUUAUUGCAGAUCAUGGGUCUCGAACUCGAUUCCUGGAGGGCCGCAACUCUGCACAGUUUUACUCCAACCUUUCUCAAACACAGCUGAUCCAACUAAUCAAGGUGUUCAAGACUAGACACCAACACUGUUUCUCAAUUCCAAGAAUGCAGAGAACGGACUAGCGUUAUUGUGGAGACCGGUCUUGCCAGGCGUCUCUUCAAAAGAAUGAACUUGGGAGGCCGCGUCCUCUGAGAAAUGAGAUGCUGCCUUCUUCCUGAUGGUCACAUGACCUUCAUGCAUUUUAAAUGGUAAAUUAUCUAAACAUUACAGCAUUCAUACAACGAUUUAUUGGUUUUCCCCUUUUCAAAAUUUAUACUUUGCAUAAAAACAUUAUAAAUAUACGUUACACAAUAUAAAUAAAACAGAUUUUAAUAUGAAUUUCAGCAAACA
Messenger RNA from Danio aesculapii, 4295 nucleotides. RefSeq lists its product as uncharacterized. Bases 355 to 2589 code for a protein of 744 amino acids. The transcript has 2 exons. Gene Ontology annotation, molecular function: protein binding. The record is from RefSeq and is a predicted model, not a curated record. NCBI's taxonomy places the organism in Eukaryota, Metazoa, Chordata, Actinopteri, Cypriniformes, Danionidae.